Ictidomys tridecemlineatus (thirteen-lined ground squirrel) is the source of this 3848-nucleotide messenger RNA. NCBI's taxonomy places the organism in Eukaryota, Metazoa, Chordata, Mammalia, Rodentia, Sciuridae. The record is from RefSeq and is a predicted model, not a curated record.
GGGAAGAAAGUUAGGCCGAAGGCGGGGCCACGGAGAGGGAGAAGGAAGAGGCAAGGGCCGGGCGGCGACUGCUGUAGGUUGUGAGACGGCGGCGGCUGCGGCGGCGGCUCUCCCUGAGGUGGACGAUGGAUAGCCAGGGCAGGAAGGUGGUGGUGUGCGACAACGGAACCGGGUUUGUGAAGUGUGGAUAUGCAGGCUCUAACUUUCCAGAACACAUCUUCCCAGCUUUGGUUGGAAGACCUAUUAUCAGAUCAACCACCAAAGUGGGAAACAUUGAAAUCAAGAAUAACAAAAAGAUGGAUCUCAUGGUUGGUGAUGAGGCAAGUGAAUUACGAUCUAUGUUAGAAGUUAACUAUCCUAUGGAAAAUGGCAUUGUACGAAAUUGGGAUGACAUGAAACAUCUGUGGGAUUAUACCUUUGGACCAGAGAAACUUAACAUAGAUACCAGAAAUUGUAAAAUCUUACUCACAGAACCUCCUAUGAAUCCUACCAAAAACAGAGAGAAGAUUGUAGAGGUAAUGUUUGAAACUUACCAGUUUUCUGGUGUGUAUGUAGCCAUCCAGGCAGUUCUGACUUUGUAUGCUCAAGGUUUAUUGACUGGUGUAGUAGUGGAUUCUGGAGAUGGUGUAACUCACAUUUGCCCAGUGUAUGAAGGUUUUUCUCUCCCUCAUCUUACCAGGAGACUGGAUAUUGCUGGGAGAGAUAUUACCAGAUAUCUUAUCAAGCUGCUUCUGUUGAGAGGAUACGCCUUCAACCAUUCUGCUGAUUUUGAAACUGUUCGCAUGAUUAAAGAAAAACUGUGUUAUGUGGGAUACAAUAUUGAGCAGGAGCAGAAACUGGCGUUAGAAACCACAGUAUUAGUUGAAUCUUAUACACUCCCAGAUGGACGCAUUAUUAAAGUUGGGGGAGAGAGAUUUGAAGCACCAGAAGCUUUAUUUCAGCCUCAUUUGAUCAAUGUUGAGGGAGUCGGUGUUGCUGAAUUGCUAUUUAACACAAUCCAGGCGGCUGACAUUGAUACCAGAUCUGAGUUCUACAAGCACAUUGUGCUUUCUGGAGGAUCUACUAUGUAUCCUGGCCUGCCAUCAAGGUUGGAACGAGAACUUAAACAGCUUUACUUAGAAAGAGUUUUAAAAGGAGAUGUGGAAAAACUUUCUAAAUUUAAGAUUCGAAUUGAAGACCCACCUCGCAGAAAGCACAUGGUCUUCCUGGGUGGCGCAGUUCUAGCAGAUAUCAUGAAAGACAAAGACAACUUUUGGAUGACCCGACAGGAGUACCAAGAAAAGGGUGUCCGCGUGCUGGAAAAACUUGGUGUGACUGUUCGAUAAACUGCAAGGCUUGUUCCAAUCACACCCCUAACGCUUUCUUUCUUCCUUUAUUGCCAAUCUUUGAACUCAUUCAACUCCAGGACAUGAAGAGGCCUCUCUGUGCCCUUUGACUGAAAAGGUCAAGUUUUAUUCUGGUACCUUGGGGAAGGUUUGUUGGUUUUUUGUUUUUUUUUUUAAAUGAGUUAAUCUGGCUGUUUAAUAUAACCACUUCCCUGCAAACACAACCAGGGGGCAAAGGGUCCUGUCUGCUGCUUUGUUUCUUCUAAGUAGGCAUUUAGAUAAAUCCUAUAGGCUUCCUAUUUUCACUUUACUGCUCUAAUGUUGCUAGUUUUAGUCUUUAGCACAAUAGGUGGUAUGCCUUUAUUAGCAUAAGAAAAACUUUUACAUAUUACUGGGGUGGGGGGGUAGUGAGGGAUGGAUGGGUGGGCAGCCCUGAACCCUUUAGGGCUUUUCUCUGUAGUGUUGCGCUUUCUACAGUUACUGCUGCAGCUCUAAGUGCUUUAAAUCUUCUCCUAUUAACAUCCUAGGGAAAUGUUAAGCUCAGAACUAAAAUGAUUUUUUUGCCUGGUGGGGGGAGUAGGUAAUCUUUUGAUUGUGAUUUUUUUGAGGUUUUCUGCUGGAGGUAUAUAAAAUGAACCUUAUUUACAGUACUUUGAUUUGACAGAUUUUCUUCUUUUUGUCUGCCUGGAACUGUUUCCAUAUCAUAUUAAAAGCAAGUAUAUUAUUCCAUUACUAUGUGGCUUAGGGAUUUGUUUAUUUUGUUUAUUUCAAGUCACCCAUGUUACCUGGGACUAGACUCCCAGAAUCUAUCAGUGGAAAAGUAACAUUUAAAAUGCAUUUUUUAACUCAAAUUACAGAUAAAAAAAAAAUGCUUAAGAGCUGGUGUUUUCUAAAUGCUUAUUUAUUCCAGAAGCUUUAAGAUAACCCAUUGCCAAGUACCAUUCUUGCAAAUUUUCUCUUAUAUAACUGACCAGUGCUUAUUUAAUAAAACAAGCAGAUACAUGUAAAUAAUUACUGGCAGUAGGUUACAAUUACUGGUUAAAAAUAACAUUGGCAUAUGGGACUUGUUGCCAGUUGUAAUUUUCAUUUGUUUUUUGUUUGUUUGAUUUGAACCCUGGAAGUGGAAUAAAAUUUGACUAUUUAAAAUGUUGGCAAAAAAAAAAAAUAUCAAGGCUUAAAUGUGUAUUUGUACUGAAAACUAAUAACUGCCAAUUCUCAGCCAUCUUUUAUGCUUGAAAGAAGAGUGGUUGGAAUGUUGUGAAUGUUAGCAGACUUUCCUGCAUGUGUCAGAAAAUCCUAUUUAUGAAUCCUGUCAGUAUUGCUUGCUGUCUGAAAAAAUAUCAAAUCCAGGCGUGAGUUCUUUCUAAAUUUGAAAAAUAAUAAGAAAUUGUAUUAGGUUCUGUGGGGAAAUGUUUUCCUUUAAAACAUUCUUCACUAAUAAUGGGUUUGAAAUUUGAAAGAAAUGGUCUUUUCUUUUCUUUUCUGUGCUGAGGAUUGAACCAAGGACCUUGUGCAUGCAAGGCAAGCACUCAACUGGCGAGUUUAUAGCCCCCGCCCCAAGAAAUGGCUUAAUUUUUUGGUGGCUGAAAUCAGAAAAAUUGGCUCUCUUUUUUUAUGAGAAAAUUUAAAAGUUUGUGGAAUAAGCAAAAAAAGGUUAGUCUUAAUUAUGCAACUUCUGUUGUAUUGUUCACUGAUUUACCUCAGUUUGAACAAGUAAGUUUGUGUGCAUGCUGGAUAUGCUUCAGUACCUUUGAACAGCCCUUGAAGAAUGUCUACUAGAUUUUGGGAUGUGGCUUUCAGAGUCGCUUUGAAUUUUCAAGUAUUCGUAAAUAUGUUUUUUUAGAAAUUCUCCAACAUUUUGAGUCCUGGGCUUGUUAAAGGACACAUGUACUGUAUGUAGAAACAGUAGAACCUACUGACUGUUCAGUUCAGAUCAACUCUUGGCCUUUGGUCGUGAUUUUAAAAUACAGGAAUAGAAAACAACAAAGAAUAGGAUGGACUCUUAAGUAACAAAAAGAGUAUUUACGAAAUUGUCCCUUGAAUGUAGAUUUUGUUUUUAUUUCAUGAUUCUGCUACCAAACAUGACAGUUAAAAUGGUAUAUUUAUAUAUACGACACACAAUAAAAUUCCAUUUUAUAAUUUUCCUAUCUUAUUGAAGUGAUGCAUUUAAUAGUUUGGACGUUGGGAGGUAUUAUGUUUCAUUGGAGUUGUCAGAUGUGAGUCCCUCAGAAUUUUUUUUUUAAAUUCUGCUUUAAAACAAAUAUGAUUUAGCUCUUGAAACUCAUUGUCACUGAGAUUUCUAAUAGUAGUUAAAUUCUUUUACUUUAAAAUUAGAAUUGCCAAUGCCUUGAAGAAAAGGUUUCCUAGAAAACAUGGUAUUGGAUGGUAACUUUUACACAGUUCUGAGCACUGUCUGGAAAGUAUUUUGAAAAAUGAAUGGAAAAACUAAACAUUCUAAAUUUAACACAAAUACACUUCUUUUUGAUUCAGAAAAUAAAAUCAGAUUUUUCACAGUAAAUUCAA